AUGACCAUGGCACCCCUUCAUCAACCCACCUUCCCCAAUCCUUAUGUGGUUGACUCUGGCCAAUACGAUGCCAACGCACAUCAUGACUAUCCUCAUCAACACAGCCAAGCUGCUUACGUUGAUACUUUGUACACCCAUUCACGUCCCGACUCCACCAUGGCUAACCCAUGCAUGGGCUCAGCUACGUCCGAAGGAACAAGGCAGUUUAAAGGCCAUUCAGAUUGGACAGAAUUGCAGUCCUUGCCUGUCUUCAAAGGGGAUGAAAUUUGUCAAUUUUCCACGCACCUACAGCCUGUCCAUGCAGUGCAACACAUUCCCCCAUCACCACUGUCGACUAUCUCCUCUUACGAAUCGCCAGAGUCCUUGAUUAUCGCCAGUCCAACAAUGACUGUUCAAAUAGUUGACCAGCUUUCACCGGAGUCUAGUGAGGAUGAUAGAGAAGAUCGACCUGGACCAACUCCGUAUUCUCAUUUGAUUUUCCGGGCUCUCAAGGAGGCCAAAGACAACAAGCUCCCUCUUCAGGACAUCUACAAUUGGUUCGAGAAGAAUACGGACAAGGCCAAAAGCUCGGGUUCAAAAGGAUGGCAAAACAGUAUCCGGCAUAAUUUGUCUAUGAAUGCAGGAUUUGAAGCCGUCAAGGAAGAAUCGGGCCCGGGCAAAAAGUCAGUGAACUUUUGGCGCCUGACACCUGAGGCGAUUCACCGUAACCACGUCCAAUCGACCACUCGAUACCGCAAGUCAGUGAGUGCGACACGAAAGUCACUAGGUGCAAAUGCUCGUGCCGCUCAGCGCCAGCGCACAGAGGCCAAGGGUGGGAAUCCCUCAAAGGCAUUGAAGACACGGCAUCUCAAUACCAGUCAUGACGAGCCAAAUGAAAUCUAUCACCACCAUCCAAUGGCCCUGCAAUCUUACCCCAUGGACGGUCAUUACCCUCACCCGGACCCUCAAAUGAUGCCACCCUACAUUUCACCUGUCCUCGCCCCGCCAAUCGACAAUGCUCUACAGAGAUACGGUAUGGACUCCGUGAUCGGCUGUACAAACCUGCCCCCAGUCAACAAUGGGUCGUUCUAUGAUUCCAUGGGAACAACACCCGGGAAUGGGACAUUUGCACCGACACAUGCAACACAUGCGGGCUGGUAUGCAUCACAGUCGGAUCAUAAUAUGGCGAUGAUGACAGGAUCCGAUGGUCCGGCCGAUCUCCACCAUGGUGUGUAG
Penicillium nucicola is the source of this 1215-nucleotide messenger RNA. RefSeq names its product forkhead box transcription factor. NCBI's taxonomy places the organism in Eukaryota, Fungi, Ascomycota, Eurotiomycetes, Eurotiales, Aspergillaceae. The record is from RefSeq and is a predicted model, not a curated record. Gene Ontology annotation, molecular function: DNA-binding transcription factor activity, RNA polymerase II-specific; RNA polymerase II cis-regulatory region sequence-specific DNA binding. The transcript is spliced from 2 exons. The coding region runs from base 1 to 1215 and encodes 404 amino acids. Gene Ontology annotation, biological process: regulation of transcription by RNA polymerase II.